AUGAACGUGGAGGACGCAAUAACCUUCGCCAGGCAAGACGCUGCGAACGCGUCGGACGCGUACGAGGCCGCCGCGCACGCGCGCGCGGCCGUCGCGGCGAUGCCGGACAAGCAAAGAGCGCUGCGCCACGCGCGCGCGGCCUGCGCGGCGGCCCUCGGCCCGCUGCGGUCCGUCGCGGCCUGGGACGCGGCGACGUACUGGGACAACGUGCCCGAGGGCUUCCAGGCCGCGCACGCGGCCGCGGCCGUGCUCUGGGCGGCGCUCGACGACUGCGCCGGCGCGCGUUUGCAUGUUGACGUGGCCACGAUCUGCGCGUCGUCGGCGCGUCGUUCCGGGCCCGCGCGAGAGAAAAGGCUGGCGGCGCUCCGGUCGGUCCGCGGCGCCGGCGGCAAUUCCGUAGCGCACGUCGCGCCCUGGAGCCACGCCAGCGACGUCAUCCGGCCUCCGCAAAAGAAGCGGCGGGUGGUGGAGCCGCUGGUCGACUCCAUGGAGGUUGUCGCCGCGCGCGCCUUCCGGCCCGGCCUGGCGCCGAAACGGAUCCGUGAUGCUCUAUGUGAUAGCACCCUGUGGCCCUCCGUCGCCGAGCUCGUCAAAGGCUUCGAGGACCGGCACGUGCCGGCGGAACGAGGCCAGGGCGCGGACCGGCGCCAGGAGGUCGUGACCCUGGGCGCGCUGCGCGACGGCAUGCAGGGUGAUGCUGAUGCGCCCUACGUCGCGCAGCACCGGCUCUUCGACCAGAUUCCUGAGUUACGGGACGGCCUGGGCGCGGCGUUUCUGGGUCUCGCGCCGCGGGACGCCGUGGCGGCGAUCUGGGCGGGGCCGGGCGGGACGGCGACGCCGUGUCACUACGACCCCGUCGACAACGUCGUGGGCCAGUUUUGUGGAAGCAAGCGCUGGCGGCUCUGGCGGCCGUCGAGCGGCGAGCCGACGGGCCCUCCGGACUACGACGUCGUCGUGGCGCCGGGCGACGCGCUCUUCGUGCCGCGCGGCUGGUGGCACCGCGUCGAUUCCUUGCCCUGUGAGGGCGGCGCCGUGUCCGUGUCGCUGUGGUUCGAUGAGUCUGGAGAGCUGCCGGCGUUCUCGAACCGGUAA
Molecule: messenger RNA, 1092 nt
Organism: Pelagomonas calceolata
Lineage: Eukaryota; Pelagophyceae; Pelagomonadales; Pelagomonadaceae
Source: the annotation of a GenBank genome assembly